Molecule: messenger RNA, 465 nt
Organism: Adineta steineri
Lineage: Eukaryota; Metazoa; Rotifera; Eurotatoria; Adinetida; Adinetidae
Source: the annotation of a GenBank genome assembly
AUGACUGAAACAUUAAGUGAACAACAAUUAUUGGAUCUUCGUCAAGCGUUUUCAUCGGUUGAUUAUGAUAAUGAUGGAUUGGUCUAUACAAAAGAUAUUCGAAAGAUUUUUACAUAUUUCGAUGAAAGUCUUAAAACAUUUAUUAUUGAAGAAGAUGAAUUAAAAAAUUUAAUUGAUGGAAUUGUUCUUGAUAAUCAUGAUCAAAUAACAUUUACUCAAUUUUUAACACUUCUUUCAUAUAAAUUCAAUGUAAAUGAUACUAUUGAAGAAUUACAAGAAGCAUUUCGUAUGUUUGAUCGUACAGAUAGUGGUUUUAUAACUAUUGAUGAUCUCUGGCAUGGAAUGCAAAAUCUCGGUGAAAAUUUAACAAAACAUGAAAUUGAAGAAAUGAUGCAAGAAGCUGAUCGAGACCAAGAUGGAAAAAUAAAUUUUGCUGAAUUUACUGAAAUAAUUCGAUAUAAAUAA